AUGAGCGCAUGGCGGCGAAGAUCAGAGCUUCAAGACGAUGUCAGGGCGGAGGAGAGGCGUCAUCACACGGGGGACCCAGCUGAAAGCAGGCUGCUUCUGUUCUCUCCCCUUAGGUGUGCAGCAGAGGAGGAGGAGGAACAAGUAAUCAUUGGCCGGGAUGUGACUUACCCCGAUAAUGACGUGCUUGGUCUUCAUAGCCUGGGGCAGGCCGUCACGGGGAUGGAGCAUUGCUUCUCAACCCCGCGCCUCAUCCCCACCCCAGAAACUCACACAAGCAGGCGUCAAGCGGCGUCUCAGGUCACCACGGGUUGUGCAGUUGGUUUGGCCGCGCAAGCGCUUUCGCCGGUUCAACAGGCAAACAAUGCCCCAUUCCGCUCCUGGAAUUCUCGCGAGCAGCAGAAGGUGGGGGCAGUGGCUGUUUCCACGGGAGGUGUACUCCCGGAAGCCGUCGAUAGUGGGUGUGCUGAGAGGGCUUCACUUUCUCAGGGAGCCGCCAAGGAAGCAUUGGGUCCAUUCCCAAAGGAUGUUGUGAUGGGGCAGGGGGAUUUGGGUGAGGGAGGGAAGGAAGAUGCCUUUGCCUUGCCGUUACCCUUAUCGACAAGGAAAAGUGGUGGCUGUGAUGACGAAGAUGCUCCUUUAUUUUGUCGAGUCACACCUGUUGGGCGGCGAGGUGCCGUAGGAUGA
Molecule: messenger RNA, 684 nt
Organism: Trypanosoma cruzi
Lineage: Eukaryota; Euglenozoa; Kinetoplastea; Trypanosomatida; Trypanosomatidae
Exons: 1
Coding region: 1-684 (227 amino acids)
Source: RefSeq, a predicted model, not a curated record